CUCAGAUUCUCGUCUGCUUUCUGUUGAUCACAAUUAUCCUUCACGCAUGCUCUGAAAAUUACACCCCAAAUUGUUUUCAUUGUCAAUCUGCCAUGUCUGUUCCGUUUUCGGGAGGAUUCACUAGAUCUGCUGGGAUAUAUUCUGCUAUUGGGAAACAACUCAAGAGUGUUAGUUUGAAACCAAUAAAACAAGUCGUAUUUAAAUUGGACCCCUUCCAGCCGAACGUGAAGACCAUCAGGGAUUGUAUGUUCCUAUUUUCUUCUCAAAGAGUUGUGAAUACAAAUCCACGUUGCCUCAUCAAGACAGAUAUUACAGAUAACUGUGAACCAACAAUAUCAAUCACACUUGAUGAGGGCAAGAAACUGUUAUUCAAAACAGAACAUCUAAAUACCUUAGAAGUUCUUCAAGAGUUUAACAAAAUUGUAGUACCUUUGAUUCCAAAGGAAGAAGAAAUUGUUGGAAAAGUUGCAGGUAAAAUUGCUGCUGGUUCUGGAACUAAAGCAGGAGGAAAGUCUAAACCCACAAGAAAAUGAAUGAACGUAAAUUCCCAGGCCGGGAUCCUGGUUCUAUGAAGAUGAUUGAAAACCUUUAUUCACAAGUUCCUGCCUUCACUGAUUUAUUUGAUGAAGAAAGCUUUUACAUGUUUGUGGUUGUCUUUGUAGCUGGAACUGUUCUGGUUGCCUAUAUAGGUUCCAGGUAUAUCACCAUUAGACCAGUCGAAUGAAUUUUGUCGUAGUCAUCAAAUAAAAAUUCGAAA
Daphnia carinata is the source of this 757-nucleotide messenger RNA. It is a transcript of the gene mRpL53, whose product is annotated as large ribosomal subunit protein mL53-like. The coding region runs from base 93 to 533 and encodes 146 amino acids. The transcript is spliced from 3 exons. The record is from RefSeq and is a predicted model, not a curated record. Lineage: Eukaryota; Metazoa; Arthropoda; Branchiopoda; Diplostraca; Daphniidae. Gene Ontology annotation, cellular component: mitochondrial large ribosomal subunit.